AUGACCUGCCAGUAUUGUGGCGGUAAAGUGGGCAAGGGCAUCUUCGCGAAGAUAGACAUUGAGCAAGACACAUUGCUUGGCGAAUACUUAGGGGAGCUCCUUCCGCUCAAUGCACCUCAAGACAACACGGAUGCCUACCAAUUCACUCUCGAUAAUAUAUGUAUCAUUACCGCGAGAGACUACGGGAACUGGACGCGAUACAUUAAUCACUCGUGUGACCCAAAUGUCAGGGGCGACGACGGCAUGUACGGGAACCGGCGGGCGAUCACGUUCCACGCGCUGAGGGACAUUUCCGCAGACGAGCAGCUCACAUUCGACUACGGCGACGCUUACUUCGGGAACAUGGGGAUCAACUGCCAGUGCGAUGCCUUCCCCGGGCCACACCUCCGUGGCGGAGCGCCUGUGCUGCCUGCGCCGGCGGCCCAAGCUGCAGCAGGCACUAGUCAGGCGGCGGCGUAG
Messenger RNA from Diaporthe amygdali, 459 nucleotides. RefSeq lists its product as uncharacterized. Gene Ontology annotation, molecular function: histone H3K36 methyltransferase activity; protein binding. Bases 1 to 459 code for a protein of 152 amino acids. Gene Ontology annotation, cellular component: nucleus; chromatin. The record is from RefSeq and is a predicted model, not a curated record. The transcript is spliced from 3 exons. Lineage: Eukaryota; Fungi; Ascomycota; Sordariomycetes; Diaporthales; Diaporthaceae. Gene Ontology annotation, biological process: regulation of DNA-templated transcription.